UCCCCCCCGCGGCGAGGAGUCGGCGGCGGCCGAGGCUGAGGCGGCGGCGGCGGCGGCGGCGGCGGCAGCGGCGGGCGGGGCUCGGCUCGGGCUCCGCGGGCGGGCGGGCGGACAUGGCGGCCAACAUGUACCGGGUCGGAGAUUAUGUCUACUUUGAGAAUUCCUCAAGCAAUCCGUACCUCAUCAGAAGGAUAGAAGAACUCAACAAGACUGCAACUGGCAACGUGGAAGCAAAAGUAGUGUGCUUUUAUAGACGACGAGAUAUUUCCAACACGCUUAUAAUGCUUGCAGACAAGCAUGCUAAAGAAAUUGAGGAAGAAUCUGAAACAACAGUCGAGGCUGACUUGACCGAUAAACAGAAACAUCAGUUGAAACAUAGGGAACUCUUUUUGUCGCGCCAAUACGAAUCUCUGCCCGCAACACAUAUCAGGGGGAAAUGCAGUGUUGCCCUUCUGAAUGAGACAGAGUCAGUAUUGUCAUAUCUUGAUAAAGAGGAUACCUUUUUCUACUCAUUGGUCUAUGAUCCCUCAGUGAAAACACUAUUAGCUGACAAAGGUGAAAUCAGAGUGGGACCUAGAUAUCAAGCAGACAUUCCAGAAAUGCUCUUAGAAGGAGAAUCAGAUGAGAGAGAACAGUCAAAAUUGGAAGUGAAGGUUUGGGACCCAAAUAGCCCACUUACAGACCGACAGAUUGACCAAUUUUUAGUUGUAGCCCGUGCUGUUGGGACGUUUGCUCGAGCCCUUGAUUGUAGCAGUUCUGUAAGGCAGCCUAGUUUGCAUAUGAGUGCAGCUGCAGCUUCUCGAGACAUCACCCUGUUUCAUGCUAUGGAUACAUUGUAUAGGCACGGCUAUGAUUUGAGCAGUGCAAUUAGUGUCUUAGUACCACUUGGGGGACCUGUUUUAUGCAGAGAUGAAAUGGAAGAAUGGUCUGCCUCUGAAGCUAGUUUAUUUGAAGAGGCAUUGGAAAAAUAUGGCAAAGACUUCAAUGACAUACGUCAAGACUUUCUCCCUUGGAAAUCAUUGACUAGCAUCAUUGAAUAUUAUUACAUGUGGAAAACUACUGACAGAUAUGUGCAGCAGAAACGUCUAAAGGCAGCAGAAGCUGAGAGUAAACUGAAACAAGUGUAUAUCCCAACUUACAGCAAACCAAAUCCCAACCAAAUAUCCACCAGCAAUGGCAAACCUGGUGCUGUGAAUGGAGCCGUGGGAACCACAUUCCAGCCGCAAAACCCUCUCCUGGGGCGAGCCUGUGAGAGCUGCUACGCUACACAGUCUCAUCAGUGGUAUUCUUGGGGCCCACCUAAUAUGCAGUGUAGGUUAUGUGCAACCUGUUGGCUCUAUUGGAAAAAAUAUGGAGGCCUGAAGAUGCCCACCCAGUCGGAAGAGGAGAAGUUACCUCCUAGCCCAGCUACCGAGGACCCGCGAGCUAGAAGCCAUAUGUCUCGCCAGGCCAUGCAGGGGAUGCCAGUCCGAAACUCUGGGAGCCCGAAGUCUGCAGUGAAGACCCGUCAAGCUUUCUUCCUUCACACUACAUAUUUCACAAAAUUUGCUCGGCAGGUCUGCAAAAAUACCCUCCGGCUGCGGCAGGCAGCAAGACGGCCGUUUGUUCCUAUUAAUUAUGCUGCCAUUAGGGCAGAAUAUGCAGACAGACAUGCGGAUCUAUCUGGAAGUCCCCUGAAAAGCAAAAGCACGAGGAAGCCUUUGGCAUGUAUCAUUGGGUAUUUAGAGAUCCAUCCUUCGAAGAAACCUAAUGUAAUUCGAUCUACACCAAGCCUGCAAACCCCAACCACCAAGCGGAUGCUAGCCACCCCGAAUCACACGUCUCUGAGCAUUUUGGGGAAAAGAAACUACAGUCAUCACAAUGGCCUGGAUGGAGGCACAGACAAGAGCGCCCGAUGAAUCCCCGGGUUUAUGUUGUUCAAGACCUUCAACCUUGUUAAGGAAAAGACACUUGUCUCAGUUUCAGAGGAACCGUAGCCAUUGCACUUUUCUCAAGACCCAUUUGUCUCUGCUUCCCUGUCGUGGUGCAGAGAGGAAGGCUGAUUACCUGUGCCUUACCUCCAUUAUCUCAUCUGAUUCAGUUGACAGAAGGUUCCAGGUCAGGGGACUUGACUGUUUUGCAUACCAUGGUAUCUCUGCUGCCUGGCAUAGUGCCUGGAACUUAGCAGGUGAUCAAUAAAUGUUAGUUGAAUAAAUAAAAGUGAUUGAGAAAAAUGAGACCUGGAGAGGUGAAUUAAAUUUUCCAAAGUUACCAAAGUUGCAUAAAUGGGCUGGGGUUCCUAUUCAGGUGUGACUGAUUUCAGAGUCUGCUCUUUUACCCACUGUUAUAAAUGAAGUUGUGGCUCUCAAAUGUGCUGCAUUAGCAAAGUAGAAACUACAUAAGUUAUUUUAACAGCUCAUUUAAUAUGAGAAAUCAAUGUGAUAGAUGUUGAAGGACAGAAUGGGUAAACAGGGAACACUGUUGGACAGUGGGGUGGGGAGAAGAAACAACCGCCAUCACUAGAGCUGGGGGAACAACAUGGAGAAAUGGGGGUCAUCACAGCUAGAAGCCCAAGGAGCUGGGACUCAGACCCUUGAGGAAAGAACACUGCUCUGUCGGUGCCGGCAUCUCUCAGCAAGUGUGAUGAGGCUGCUUCUGGGAGUGUGAAGUGAAACUGAGAACUGAAACCCACUGCGGCUGACAGGAACUAGGAGAAGCAAGUCUCUUGCCCAGCCUUGCAGGUACCCUCUAGCCCACCCCACAUCACCUACUGGUGUAACAGGGAUCUGAAUGGCACAGGAGAAAAGCAUUUGCAGAGUCCCAACUGCACCCAGCAGCACAAAGCUGAGUUUAAGUAGAUGGAUGUGCAGCUGAGAGGCAAGAGGGUCACAGAAGCACAUACUUUAGAAAAUGUCCCCAUUUUUGUAUUCCCAGUGGACCUUUUCCUUGGGAUAAUGGGUCUAUUUCUUACUUCCUUAGUAUAUAAGACACUGACUCACCUGAGUUUCCAAGGUGAACUCAAAAUACUAGAAAAAAAUCUUAGGCUAAUAGUGAAUUUUCAUGGGAGAGUUAAUACCAUUAUACACUGGAUUUGAUACGGACAAAUUCAUGGAAGAGUCUUACUCUGUGUGAUUCAAUAAUAAAAUCAAUUAGCACUGCUAUGUAAUUAUCAGCAUGUCAGACAGAUGAGCUCACCAGACAGGAUGUUGGUGGACAGAACUCGUCCAGCUGGAAGCGAAACCUGAUUGUACUGGAAUAUCCAGCCAGGUCUCAGCUGUCUGCUGCUUCCUUCUGCUUCUUGCUCCCUUUGCUCAGCCUCCACCUUCAGUUGGAGGUUCUUCAUGGUGGGAAAAGAGCCUCUGAAUUCCUGCUGGUAGAUGGUUUUUUCAGUUCAGUCGCUGAGUCGUGUCCAACUUUUGCGACCCCGUGGACUACAACACACCAGGCUUCCCUGUCCGUCACCAGCUCCCGGAGCUUGCUCAAACUCAUGAUAGUUUUUUACCUGACGUUAAAAAAAAAAAAAAAAAAGACUGGGCAGCUUCUUCUUAUCUUCUGAAAGUUACUGUCUUUCACCUGGCCUUGGCCCUUUAAAGGCCCUGGUGUGACUAGGGCCUGGGAGUCAGCAUUCUGUAUCUUUUUAACCCAUGGUACUCAGCCACCCACAGACCUCUGUGACUGUCCUAAGGGAACUUAGAUUCUAAGGGUAAAAACACAACCUGCACACAUAAAAAGCCUCAUAUUUUGGAGUCAGUAUAGACCUACCCAGAUCCAUAUCAAUGUCCGUUUAUUUUGGUCUUUGUCGUCAGACUGUAGUUCCAGUGGUGGCCACAUGCCAUCAGAGUGCUUUCCAAAUCCUGCCUCCUUUUCUGACUUAGAGUUGACAGUCUUACUGCCAGCAAGCCAAACGCCUCCCACAUUCGGCUGACUUGGGUAACUCCAGUGGCUGUGAGAACACAAGGCCCUGAGACCAGUGGGGAUAGAAGAGGCAUUACCAUGUCUGGGAGCCCCAAAGGGAGGGCAGCAGGGGAAAUGGGAUUUGCCUCUGCCAUGGAAAAUAGAACAUCUGACUGUUUGGAGUGAGAUGGGAUGAAUUGCUGACUUCUCUGAUAAUUUCCUGUGUGACUUUGGGUAAAUCAUUUGGUUUCCAUAACCAUUUUUUUUCUUCUCUUCUGUAAUACAAAUACAGAUUUCAUUUGCCUUAACCAAGUUGUUAUAAUGAUUAAAAAUUUUCACCUACUUUAUACCACUUGAUCUUCCAAACACUUUGUGAGGUAGAUGUUAUAACCCUCAUUUUGAUAAUGAAAAACCCCAAGUUCAAAGAGGUGAAGGGAUUUGCCCAAAGUCACCCUGCUAGCAAUUAGCAGACAUGAGAUUUUAAACUCCAAAUCUAAGGUUGUUUCCACUGGUGAAUAAGGAUCCCUGAUCUGUGUGUUUAGUACAGCACGUACCUGGGAGACAUUUCUGUUUUUUUGUGUAUCAAAGCUGGGUUUGUAUUUGUAAACAAAGAGAGGAACAUAGAGGGCAUUUUUCUUUGCUUAGACUAUGAACCAUAAGCAAAGCCGUCAACUCCAUCUCUUGCCUCUGCAUAGCUCUUCUGCCUGUAUGAUACUCCCUCCUUUUUCUGGAACUUAGGGGAUAGGAGCUAUAUUAGUGUCAGAGAGAGGGGAGAAAAAAGAAAUAGAGAAAAACCACAAACACCUAAAGGUGAGAUAUGUUUCAAUUAUAUUUCCAGUAUCGACUCUGACGCAUAGUGAGUGUUCAUUAAGUGUCACCCUGGAAUAGGAAAUAGUAACCCACUCCAGUAUCUUGCCUGGGAAAUCCCCUGGACAGGGGAGCCUGGUGGGCUACAGACCAUGGGGUUGCAAAAGAGUUGGACAUGACUGAGCACGCACACAUAACAUUAUUAAGAUUUCAUCUCCUCCUUUAAAGAAGAGCCAUUAUUGUUUUAUUUUGAAAACUAUUAAGUUACCAAAGUUUUUAUAGUCAUAUGUGAAUUGUAUAUGAAUAAUGUCAAUGCUUUCCUUAUAACUUCAUUUCUUACCUAAAGGUAUGAUUCUCAAAACAAUGACUCUUGGAUUUGCUUAAAAGUAAAUGGAUAUGUUCCAGUGUAUAUUUGCACAUAGACAGGGCCAGUAUUUAUAAAGAAAAACUACCCUUGUUUAAGUGAUUUAGAAAAGUAUUCAAGAUAAAAUUAAGUUUAUAAAGAGGGCCCAUUUAGCUUCCUGAAGGUUCCUAUGAUUAGAGACCCUACAGCAAAGGGGAUAGAACAGCAUCAUCCUGAGACAGUGAAGUCUUUUUCAGAGUGAAGGCUGAGUCGGAAAAGACUCCAGAAGGACUGUACAGGUAUUUCCUAACCCCCUAAAGAGAUGCCCCGGGAUCACCUCCCUACCUAGUGUCAGAUGUUUGUGUUUUGGUAUAUCAGCGGAUCUUCCAUUGCACUGCACAGGGACAGCGGGCCUUCCUACUGUGUCUCCAUCUUUAUCACAUGGGGAUCUUUGAGAACAGCUUCUGCUGUGUAGUAACGCAGACCAAGGGAGCGUCCGCUGGAGGUGCUCUCACCCUUCCUCUGAGAUGGCAUGGCUUUUGUCCAGGGGUGCUACGGAAACAGGACUCUGUGUCAGGGAAACCGAAGCAGCAGUUUCAGAAGAGACGCGAGCUUUCAGUGGGACAGAGUCAGGGCCUGUGAGCCAAGGAAACUGAUGAACUGAUGUACAAUAAACUUCUUUUUAAUCUGCUCUCCUCCUGCUUAUUUCCCCUGAGGUUUGUGAGUAUACCGCAGAUUGUUAUCUUUCUUUUUGUUUUCUGCGUUGACUAAUAUAAUUUCUCAGUGUCUUUAUACAAUGAAGGGGGUAUCUGAUGGGGAUGCCUCUGAGUAUAAUACUAUGAUCUGGUAUGUGAAGACUGUCCUUUGGGUGACUUAUUUCUGAAAUCAGUGAUUCAAGAGCUCCAACUGUUUGCUUCCCACCCUGGGAAAUGGGUGGAGGUGAGGCCAUUGUACCAGUGAGAGAGCUCUGGGAAUGCAUCUGCUGUCUUCACAAAUCCCAAUAAAAAUAGACUGCCAGGAGCAGCUGAUGGCACUCCUAGGCAUGCUUAGGCCCGGGCUGCCUUCUGUCAAACAUUUUUCUGUCAUUUCAAAAGACUAUGAUUUUUUUUGAAUCUCCUAAAACAUUUUUUUUUUUUUUUUUUGGAAGAACAUUGAGUGCUCCUGGACUCACCUCUGGUCUCCUGUUCUCAAGCUAUAAUGUUAAAACCUGAUUAAAUAUAUUGAAGUACCUUCGAGUUUCUUUUUUUCUUCAGUUUUUAUAAUGGAUUAUUAUGGCCCCAGAGUUUAUUGAACGUGAAGCAGUUAUAAAAGAUUAUCUAAUGUAUCUGGAGAGUUUCAGGACGGUUAAAGCAUUAUCUGAGGGUAGCGGAUGUUCUCUCACACUCUGAAUCCAUAGGAGUGGGGGUUCUGGAGGAAGACUGGCCCUGGUACCUUAGGUGUGAGCAAUCAGUACCUUGGUGUUUUGGCAUAUUCUGGAAAGAUGGCAAGCUGGCCACCUCAGGGUCCAUUGCUGAGUUUAAUAGUAAAUAUCACAGUUUCUCCCAGAGAAUACUCUGCAUCCUGCCCCUGAGGAAAAUGCUAGUGCAUGAGCCUAUAAGUGGUCUAGGUGUCUAGGUUUAAGACUCUCAGCAAUAUGGAGGGCUUCGCUCGUAGCUCAGUCACUAAGGAAUCUGCCUGCAAUGCAGGAGACCCUGGUUCGAUUCCUGGGUUGGGAAGACCCCCUGGAGAAGGAAAUGGCAACCCACUGCAGUAUUCUUGCCUGGAGAAU
Messenger RNA from Cervus elaphus (red deer), 6791 nucleotides. RefSeq names its product metastasis associated 1 family member 3 (gene MTA3). Gene Ontology annotation, molecular function: sequence-specific DNA binding; histone deacetylase binding; transcription corepressor activity. The record is from RefSeq and is a predicted model, not a curated record. Gene Ontology annotation, cellular component: NuRD complex; nucleoplasm. Lineage: Eukaryota; Metazoa; Chordata; Mammalia; Artiodactyla; Cervidae. The transcript has 17 exons. The coding region runs from base 114 to 1898 and encodes 594 amino acids. Gene Ontology annotation, biological process: negative regulation of transcription by RNA polymerase II.